Messenger RNA from Nicotiana tabacum (common tobacco), 471 nucleotides. The record is from RefSeq and is a predicted model, not a curated record. NCBI's taxonomy places the organism in Eukaryota, Viridiplantae, Streptophyta, Magnoliopsida, Solanales, Solanaceae.
AUGCUAGUUACAGGAAGCAACUUACAGCUCAUUGAAGCAACCAAGAACUCCUUGCACCAGGCCUUCAAAAUUAAGGAUUUAGGAGAACUGAAAUUUUUCCUUGGAAUGGAAUUUAGUAGAUCAAGGAAAGGCAUAUUAAUUAAUCAUAGGAAAUAUGCUCUGGAAAUAAUAUCUGACUUGGGGCUUACAGGGGCUAAGCCAACUUGGACUCCCGUAGAGCCAAAUGCAAAGCUAACAAUACCAGAACUUGACAAGUUAACAGGGGUUGAAGAUGAUAUGUUGAUGAAUGACAAAGGGCAAUACCAAAGGCUUAUUGAUUGGGCAUCCUGCCCCAGCACAAGGAAAUCAGUAUCAGGCUUUAUAGUAAAGUAUGGAGAGUCACUACUUUCUUGGAAAUCGAAGAAACAUAACACAGUCUCUAAAAGUUCAGCUGAAGCAGAAUACAGAAGCAUGGCUAGUGCAGUCUCAGGG